Sphaeramia orbicularis (orbiculate cardinalfish) is the source of this 7186-nucleotide messenger RNA. Its product is annotated as MAM domain-containing glycosylphosphatidylinositol anchor protein 2. Gene Ontology annotation, cellular component: axon; plasma membrane; neuronal cell body. Gene Ontology annotation, biological process: homophilic cell-cell adhesion; synapse organization. The record is from RefSeq and is a predicted model, not a curated record. The transcript has 18 exons. Gene Ontology annotation, molecular function: axon guidance receptor activity; protein binding. Bases 452 to 3343 code for a protein of 963 amino acids. Lineage: Eukaryota; Metazoa; Chordata; Actinopteri; Kurtiformes; Apogonidae.
UGGAAUAGAGGAGCGAUGUCCGUGGGUGCCGAGCCUCCGUCUGACUGUAGUCCACAGCAUCCGCGCGCCCUCUCGGUUCAGCGUCCUGGGGGGUUUUAAAGUCCACGGACACGCACACCUUUACCGGAGUGAAGACGAGACCAGUGGUUGUUCCGAGGCCAGGUUUCUUACACCCCCCCUGCUCACCGUGCCUGCCUGCCUCCCCGCAUCCUCCGCGGCGUCUCCGUGCCGUGAACGCACCACCGCUCGAGUGGCUCCAUGGCAGCGGACCUCAAACCCAUCACCGCCUGAGUGCGUCCACCUCUCGCGCACACAAAUACCUUUACUGAGACUAAAUUAAUCGACGCGCGCGGAAUCGGAGCAGUGUUGCGUCUAUGCACCUCAGUUACACCGCCCCGGAAAGGACUUCUUGCCAUUGAGAGCUGGAUAUGCAGAGAUUAACGUGAAAAGGAUGGAUCUAAUUAUCUGUGUUUUGGGGUUACUGGCGCUGAUCGUGGAGGGCAUCCGUUGCCAAGGAGUGUACGCACCUCCGACUGUCCGCAUUAUACACUCAGGGCAUGCCUGUAAUGUCGAGGAGGAGCGGCACACAGAGCGAGUCUACACCAUCAGAGAAGGGGAGACUCUGGAGCUAACAUGUCUGGUCACCGGGCAUCCUCGACCUCAGAUCCGAUGGACGAAGACAGCUGGCAGCGUGUCAGACCGAUUCCAGGACUCCAGUGUGUUCAACGAGACGUUGCACAUUGCAAAGAUCCUGAGGACCCAGGGAGGUCGCUACUACUGCAAGGCUGAGAAUGGCCUCGGCUCUCCGGCAAUCAAAUCCAUCAGGGUGGAUGUUUACUACCUUGAUGACCCAGUGGUGACAGUGCACCAGAGUAUAGGAGAAGCUAAAGAACAGUUCUACUAUGAGAGGACGGUGUUUCUGCGCUGUGUGGCCAGUUCCAACCCCCCUGUCCGUUACAGCUGGCAUCGUGGGAGAGAGGUGCUGACACAGGGCUCGGAUAAGGGCGUAGAGAUUUACGAGCCUUUUUUCACACAGCAGGGGGAAACGAAGAUUUUGAAGCUGAAGAACCUACGUCCACAGGACUACGCCAACUACAGCUGCAUCGCCUCUGUCAGGAACGUGUGUGGGAUUCCUGAUCGCAGUGUGAUCUUCAGACUCACCAAUAAGACAGCCUCUCCGUCCAUUAAGCUGCUGGUGGAGGAUCCAAUCGUGGUCAACCCUGGCCAGACGGUAUCUUUGGUAUGCAUCACAACAGGUGGGGAACCGCCCCCCACACUCACUUGGGUCAGCAGUAAUGACAGCCUGCCGCAACGAAGCGUUGUGAAGGGUGGCACACUCACGCUGCCGGCCAUCACCUCCGAUGAGGCAGGGGUGUACAGCUGUGUGGCCAGCAACAACGUGGGAAAUCCAGCCAAGAAGUCCACUACCAUCGUUGUACGAGCAUUAAAGAAGGGCAGAUUCUGGAUUACUCCUGAUCCCUACCACAACGAUGACAACAUCCAGAUCGGACGAGAAGUGAAAAUAUCAUGCCAGGUGGAGGCGACACCACCAGAGGAGCUGACGUUCAGCUGGCUGAAGAAUGGGCGGGCCCUGCGGAGCUCAGAGCGCAUGGUGAUCACCCAGACAGACCCCGACAUCUCCCCUGGAACCACCAACCUAGACAUCAUAGACCUCAAGUUCACAGACUUUGGCACGUACACCUGUGUGGCAGCACUGAAGGGAGGAGGCAUUCCCGAGAUCAGCAUUGACGUCAACAUUUCCUCCACAACUGUCCCUCCUCUGUUUUUCUCUUUCUUAGUUCCCCCCAACCUGACAGUCCCCCGGGGCAAGUCCCCCCUGGUGGCCCGCGAGGGUGACACAGUGGAGCUGGAGUGCCUUGUUUCAGGAAAACCCAAGCCCAUCAUCCUGUGGUCGCGAGCGGAUAAGGAGGCGCCCAUGCCAGACGGCAGCAUGCAGAUGGAGAGCUACGAUGGCGUGCUGCGUAUAGUUAAUGUGUCCAGGGAGAUGACGGGCUCAUACCGCUGCCAGACCAGUCAGUAUAAUGGGUUCAACGUGAAGCCCCGUGAGGCUGUGGUGGAACUGAUUGUACAAUACCCUCCGACAGUGGAGCCGGUUUACAUGGAGAUGCGUCAGGGCCUGGGGAGGCCGGUGGUGAUGACUUGCAGGGUGCUACGUGCCCACCCUUCUCGUGUACUGCGAUUUGAGUGGCUUCUCUCAAACCGACUGCUUCACGCUGGAGCCUUCGACGCCCAAAGAGAUGAGACGGAGUACACCAUCCGCAAUCUGAACCGAGACGGCUGGGGCGAGUACACCUGCAAUGUCAUCAAUGAAGCUGGAACGGGCAAAUGCACUUUCCAGGUUACAGGCAAGGCCUACCCUCCAGAGUUUUACUACGACACCUACAGCCCCCUGUGGCAGAACAGACCCAGAGUCUAUGGAUUCAAGCUACAGUGGACCCAGAUGAAUCCCAAUGCUGUGGACCGCAUUGUUGCCUACAGACUGGGUAUUAGACAGGUGGGGCUGCAGCGAUGGUGGGAGCAGGAGAUCCCUGUGGAUGGAACAAUCAACAAGGGAGAGCUCAUGACACACAAUCUGACCGAACUCAUAAAACCUGAAUCCUACGAGGUGCGCCUCACCCCCAUCACGCGUUUCGGAGAAGGUGACUCCACCAUACGGAUCGUCACAUACAGCGCUCCCAUCAACCCUCACCUGAGAGAGUUCCACUGCAGCUUCGAAGAAGAGCCCAUCUGCAUGUUCACACAGGACAAGAAUGAUGAUUUCGAUUGGAUACGGCAGAGCGCUGCCACCCGUGACACCAAGUACACACCCAACACAGGACCCAGUGGUGAUCACAGUGGUUCCAAGCAGGGUUUCUACAUGUACAUUGAGACCUCAAGACCACGAAAGGAAGGGGACCAGGCUCGGCUUGUUAGUCCGUUAUUCAAUGUAGCACCUAAAAACCCUUACGGUAUCACCAACCCACCUGCCUACUGCUUUGGUUUCUUCUUCCACAUGUAUGGUAAACACAUAGGGACUCUAAAUGCCUUCCUGAAGCAGAAGGGUCAGAUGACAUCCGAGGGUCCCGUGUGGUCACAAAGUGGUAACCAAGGUUACCUCUGGAAGCAGGCCAAAGUCAGCAUCCAUCCAACAACAUCCUUCCAGGUGGUACUCGAAGGUAUCCGGGGACCAGGAAUCGAGGGGGACAUCGCCAUCGAUGAUGUCACCUUGGAGGAAGGGGAGUGUCCGCCGCCCAGAAUGAGAAACGAGGCUCCGUCCACAUCCUCCCAUAUAUGGCUGCUAUGUGUCACCUUGGUGAUGACCCUCCUGGAAGGUCAAAGGUGACCCUUCUCUCUGUCAUUUCAGAGGCAAAUAUUCAGACCCACCGUCUGUGAGCUAUACCCUCGGCAUCCAAUCACCAAAGAUUCAUGCAUCCUGAAAGCAGCAGUGGCCCCUUGAUGGACCACAGAAGGACGGAGAUCAAGUAAAGAGAGAAAAAAUAGUGAUUAAAAAAUUGUUACACAAAAAGUAAUAAAGAAGAUGCGCUAACUUUUUUUAAAAAAGACCUCUUUUACAGAAAAUACUCCUCGGUGCAGGACUCGGGACAUCUUUACGAGCACAAAGACAGGUGGGAGAUGAAAAAGCCUGGACUUUGGUGAAAAGAGUUCACUAGCGUCGAGGGAGGACUGUUUGUAAAGCACAAGAACAAUUUUAUGAAGUUACGAAAAUAUCUUUGGAAAGCGGAAGAAAAUAGACACUGCUGACUUUUUGAAGAGGAAAUAACAUUUCCCUGCUUACAAAUACAUGGAACCAGACCUUUCUCUGUGUAUCUUUAUCUUCAUUUUGUCACACCAGAUGCCAAUCACCGACACUUGUUUUUCACUGUAGCCCAGCCUCACGUCACACCUUGGCAUUUCUUUAUCUGCUUGGUGCUGUACUGUAGAAAAACAAGGACUUGGGCAACAUUUAGUUCCGUCUGCUUACUCCCCCUGUAGCUGCCUAUGUAUCUUUUUUAACACUGUGCUCACGAGUCCAAGUGGCCAAUCGACGGUAUGGUGGCAGAACAAUAAAUGCAGACGUGCAGGGAAGAAUCUGUGGACGUGUAGACAGUAGACCGAAGUUCAAGCUUAGGGCAAAGAGACAAGAUAUGAGAGGGAGGAAGAUAAGGUAAAAAGGAGGAAUGUGGUGAAAAACAGAGGGAGGAUGAGGAGGAGCAGGUAGAGAGUGGGAUGGGUGUGGACGGACCGAUUAGUGAGGCUUGACUUCCAGUCAGCGCUCCGCAUGUGGAACAGAAGCCACUUUACUUUCUGCCAUGAAACAAAGUGCCUUCAGAUUACAAACCGAAUCGUGAGCCUGGGUGUUAAUCAACAUCGAACACAUCUCUGUUCAUGUUUCCUCUGAUGGGCUAUUUUCUACACGUUUCUUUUGCCCCACAAGUGCUGAUGGGAAGGCAUGCUUGUUCAGAGGGAGUAUGGGGUCGCGCUACACCUGGAUUUAUCUCCUGAUGGGACACUUGCCUCUAUGUGUGUGUGUGUGUGAGUGUGUGUCUGUGUGAGAGUGUGUGUCUGUGUGUGCAUGCGCCUAUGCCUAUGCGUAGUUCAAUGUGAGGACAUCCGACCAGGCAGCGCUAGCAGACCCCGAGCACAGGUAUCGGAAACAAAAGGGAUGAAAACAGCAGUGAAAGUGAGGCUCUGGAUAUUUUUUUUCUUUUUUUUUUUUUCCAAAAAGACGAUUUAAGAUCAUACAGGAGGAUAAAGACACUUCAUCGAAUGAAUAUCCAACUCUCUUUUCCCAUAAUUCUCCUUCCCUGCGGGCGAGCAUUUUUUUAAACAAAAGAAACACUGCUGAAUAAAACAUUGUACAGGGAGGAGAGUUGAACUUUGGGACUGCAGGCUCUUCUUUAGGGCAACACGCCUCGCCCCAAUCCUCCACCAUUUCUAUGGAACAAUACAAGAAUAAAAGAUAAUAAUGAUAAUAAUAGUCAUGAUAUUUUAUUACUCUAGCGAGAAUGUUUCUCUGCUUUUACAUAAACUGUGAAGAUUGACUGUGGAAGAUCUACCUGAGACCAUAACCUUAACCAGCGGGGUUUUUAAAACAUGUAUUGUAAAAAAGAAGAAAAUAAGAAAAUGAAAAAUUCCGUUCAUUGUUGGUUAUGACAAAAUGUUUUGAGGACUUGUGUCUUGUUUCUUAUUUUUUCUGUUGAAGAUGACUUAACUUCCUUUCUCUUCUUGUUGUCUCCCUUGCAUUGCUGAAGUAUCAAAGCUGAUGGAAGCAUAAGAAGUAAACCAAUUUGGUAACUGUAUAACUUGUAAAUGUUAAAGAAGCUCUAUUCAAAGGUUUAUGAUAAAUGUUUUAUGUUGGAGUACAGGAAGCACAACAUACAGUUUUAAGGUCUCAACAUAUAAAAUCCAUUUUAUAUUUCUCAACAUAUAAAACAUGCUGACACACAUACAUGACCUACUCCCACCAGUUCAAGCUCAUUAAUAACAUUCUGUUAAAGCUGACAUUUAACAACCAGAUGAACCGUUUUCUACUUAUUGUAUUCAUACUGUAUUUAUAGCGCAAUCAGAACAUGAAAAGAGAACCCAGCCGGGGGGGGUAUAGAGGAAGGGUUUUACCUGAACGGUGUGGGUCGGAGCUGAGCUGGGGGUUGUGGUUGUUCAGCAUAUGUAGCCUCUUCAUUGGACGCCUGGGUUGGUCUGAGUGGGUCGUGUGUGUGGGCAUAAAGCUGUGUACAAUAGGUGUGAUACAAGAAACUGAUACAUGUAAAGAAGAUAAAUAUGCUAAAGCAAAACAGAGCAGACUGAUGAGCAUUUCAGGGCAUCUUUACAAUAUCAUUAGAGUCUGUAUGAUGUUAUUAUAGAAACAUGCUCACAGGUAUUAUCUGCUAUCCAUUUCUGUUUUUUGUUUCUGUUUUUUUUUUUCUACUUCUGAUUUUUUUUUCCAUAAGGCCCAGAUCACAAUGAAUGUAAAUGGAGUUCUGGGGGGAAAAAGUUCUUUUCUUACAGUUGUAACUAGAUGUAACAUUUUACUAAAACACAUGUUUUUGUGUGCUUUUGAUGAUGAGAACUUUCAGACUUUCAUAGUUUUAUUUUCAAUUUUUUUGGGAUGCAUUGAAGAGUAAAUCUGACUCUGACACAGACUUUGACACAAUUUCCAAAAGUAUUAAAUAUCUGUUCACUAGUCGCUAUAUCCUCCUGUGGAUAUAACCGGUAAUGAAAAGUGCCAAAGUGCCCCAUGUCGCCAUCGCUGUAAUUCUGUUGGAGCCUUUUUUUUUUUUUUUUUUUUUAUUUUUUUAUGUGAACUGUUUCUUUUACAGUGACCCUGAGCGCUAUGUCCUUUCAUUCUUACGCUAUUGAACGGAACAGCUUAAAAGACAAGAUUGUUGUUUACAUCACAGUUCUCAGUGGGUUAAAAACAAAAAAAAAUCAGAAAUAUCUCUCAUAUUCGUGCUUAGUUACCAUGCCAUUGAAUUUCUUCUAAAAAGUUCCUGUAAUUUGAUCCUUUUUAAACCUUGGGUACAUUCAUACAUAACUGCAGAUUUUUUUUUAUUUAUUUAUUUAUUUUUUUUCUAAAUGUCUAAUUCUAGCCAACUCAUAGCUGAAAUUGCACUGCAGAAAGACUCAUUGUUUGUUUCCGUGGUAUUACAGCUCUCUCCAUAUAUUAUUAUUAUAAUUUCCAUUUCUGUGCAUUUCACAGACCCUGUGUCAGGCUGCUCCCUUUGUGUAUCGGAGGCUGGUGAGUGGCUUACACACUCGGCUCUGCUCUGUUUAUUGAUAGAAGUGCUCUAAGCCACUUCAAAGUACAAUUCAGGGGGAUUAACAGUUUUAGAAAAUGUAAACAGUGUUGUGUGGCAGUUUUCGCUCUUUAAGUGUUUACAGACUUUAUUUUGAUCAUGAGAGACGUCUGUAGCUGGAGAAGAUGUGAAGUUUCCACAAACUUCGCUCUAGAAAACUCUAAAGUCGGUGUAGUUUCGGAGCUCGGGUUGUGUCGUCUUAUGCCAGCGAUUUUUUUGUUUGAACUCCACAGGGUGGUUGUCUGGGCCCAAGGUAUUUAGUAUGUGUGUGAUGUUAUUUUCCAGCAGCGCCCUAACAAUGUGUCUUACAGCAGCGGCUUUCGUUAGACACUUGUGGUGAAGUACAGUCUCAAAUGCGCCAUAAAAUUCAGGCGAAACAAAAAAAAUAAAAA